AUGGCGGCCGAGGCGAGAGGCGCGGCGGCCCGGGAUGCGGCAGAGAAGGCGCGGGGCAAGCAGGCGGCCCUCUCCUUCGCCGCCAUGGCCGUCCUGGUGGGACUGCCCCUCUGGUGGAAGACGACCGAGACGUACCGGGCGGCGCUGCCCGACUCCGAGAUCGCCGAGCUGGACGCGCUUCUGUUCCAGCUGACGGUGCCCGUCUCGGUGGUGUUUGCCAAAGGAGUCCUCCCGAAGGAGCAGGAGCGCAAGGUCCCCUUCGGGCAGGUGCAGGAGAUGGAGAUCCCCGUGAAUGCCAAGACAGGUGUGAUCGCUCGCUACGACCUUUCCUUUCGCCUCGCCACUUCCCCGGAGCAGGCCUUCCUGUCGCUGGCCUCCGUCCAAGAGGCAGACAAGGGGCUGCAGCCGGCGGAAGGCCUGCCAGUGGGCUCCCUCGCCAUCUACGUGGUCCCCUCCAGCUCUCCUCUCCUGCCCCAGGGGACGGAGAUGUACGUGGGGAAGCACCGGAGCGCCAUCCUCAGGGCCCCCCCGGGGGCCAAGGACGUGCUGGGGGCCCUGACUGAGCGGCUGCAGCAGCUGAUCCAGGCCGUGUCCUUCACCCCCGAGACCCUCGUGGAGGCCCUGGCCGACCGGGUCCCGCUGGGCCAGCCGGGGGCCGAGUGGAAGCGCCCCUUCAAGUCCAGCUUCGGCUACGAGAUCACUUUCAGUUUGCUGAACCCGGACCCCAAAGCCCACGACGUGCACUGGGACAUCGAGGGAGCCCUCCGGCGCUACGUGAAGCCCCUGCUGGAGAAGCUGAGCCCCCUGGCCGAAUUUUCGGUGGACUCCCAAAUCCUUUACUACGCAGCGCUGGGAGUCACGCCCCGCUUUGACCCCGCCACCGCCAGCUACACCCUGAGCGUGCAGAGUCUCCCCCACGUCAUUAACCCCGUGGAGGCCCGGCUGGGGUCCAGCGCUGCUUCGCUCUAUCCGGUCCUCAACUUCCUCCUCUACGUCCCCGAGCGGCUGCAUUCGCCCCUCUACAUCCGGGGCAAGGAGGGGGCCGCGGUGCCCACCAACGCCUUCCACAGUCCCCGCUGGGGAGGGAUCAUGGUCUACAAUCUUGAGCCUGGCGCUGCCAACGAGACCUCCUUGCCCAGGAGGGUGGAGGUGGACAUGGUGCGCACGAUGGAGGUCUUCCUGGCCCAGCUGCGAUUACUGUUCGGCAUCUCCUCCGGCCCACUGCCAGGAGGGGCUUUGCUGGAGACCCCCGGGAACGAGGGCCUGACGGACUGGGAGCUGGACCGCCUGCUGUGGACCCGCACGGUGGAAAACGUGGCCACCGUCUCCACCACGCUGACCUCGCUGGCUCAGCUUCUGGACAAGAUCAGCAACAUUGUCAUCAAGGACGACGUGGCCUCUGAGGUCUACCACGCCGUGGAGUCUGCCCGGCAGGCGAUGACGGAGCUCAGCCUGGGUCACCUGGACUCGGCGUUCCAGGCCAGCAAGGCUGCGGCCACCUCCUCUGAGCGGGCCUUCUUCGACCCCUCCCUCCUGCACCUGCUCUACUUUCCCGACGACCAGAAGUUCGCCAUCUACAUCCCGCUCUUCCUGCCCAUGGCCGUGCCCAUCCUGCUCUCGCUGAUGAAGAUGGCUUGGGAGAGGAAGCAGCGCCAGAAGGAGUCCGCCAAGAUGGACUGAGGGGGCUUCUGGACACCCAGGCAGGGGGCGGACUCUUGGCCGGGCAGCUGCCCCUAACGGUGGUAGGUCCGGCCAGCACGACGGACUCCCCGUUGAGGAGAGGAGCUGCCGUUUCCACUUGGCUCCUCCUUCAAAAGAGCACGUCCCUUUCGCUGCGAACGAGCCCAAAGGACUUCGGAAGCUCUCCUGAUGGCUGGCCAGGCUGGACGACUGGGGGAUCGCUGCACGGUGUGUGUG
Messenger RNA from Protobothrops mucrosquamatus (brown spotted pit viper), 1917 nucleotides. It is a transcript of the gene PIGS, whose product is annotated as phosphatidylinositol glycan anchor biosynthesis class S. Gene Ontology annotation, cellular component: GPI-anchor transamidase complex. The record is from RefSeq and is a predicted model, not a curated record. NCBI's taxonomy places the organism in Eukaryota, Metazoa, Chordata, Lepidosauria, Squamata, Viperidae. Bases 1 to 1680 code for a protein of 559 amino acids. Gene Ontology annotation, biological process: attachment of GPI anchor to protein. The transcript is spliced from 12 exons.